AAUGUGAAAGCCCCAACUUUGGAGACAACUGCUCCAGCACCUGUGAGUGUCGAGGUAGAGGGACCUGUGACAAUGUCCGCGGAUGUGUCUGUGAUGAGUCCUGGUCAGGGAACAACUGUGAACAAGAUGUGAAUGAGUGUGCAGAUCCUGACAGAUGUGCUGAUGGACUAGUCUGUGUCAAUGAGCCUGGUUCUUUUAGCUGUGUCUGUCCAGAUGGUUACUUGAUGGUCAGUGGAGUUUGUACAGACAUUGAUGAAUGUGCAGACUAUAAGAAUCGCUGUGAUCUGAAUGUUGAAGAUUGCUAUAACAACAUUGGCAACCACAGCUGUCAGUGUAAGGAAGGCUACACAAGAAAUCUGGCUACAGGUCUUUGUGAAGACAUUGAUGAGUGUGCUAACUACAUUGAUGACUGUGAGCACCUCUGUGAGAAUGGGCCUGGAAGUUACAGGUGUCUUUGUCAUCAGGGAUACACACUGGCUGCUGAUCGAUACAGCUGUGAGCAAUAUAAAAGUGUCUGUAACCUGAGCUGCAGCCUUGGGUGUAGUCUUGACGAUACUGGGACACCAUUCUGUGUCUGUCCCCGUGGAUACACAGGGACUGGAACAAAUGAUUGUCAAGAUAUAAAUGAGUGUCUGUCAGAGGAAGACAACCUGUGUGAUGACCAGGAGAGAUGCACAAACAUAGAGGGAGGGUACACUUGUUCCUGUCAGCCUGGCUACAGGCUGGAGAAUGAUGGCAGGAAGUGUGCAGCCUGCCUUGGGGGAACCUGGGGCAUGCAGUGUAACAGUAGCUGUGCUUGUGGGAAAGGAGCUAUUCAUUGUGACCCAGUAUUUGGAUGUGUCUGUAAACCUGGAUACACAG
This is a messenger RNA of Candidula unifasciata, 861 nucleotides long. The record is from the annotation of a GenBank genome assembly. Lineage: Eukaryota; Metazoa; Mollusca; Gastropoda; Stylommatophora; Geomitridae.